CAAAUGCACCGUCAGUCAAAAUCAUCUCAAGAUUUACAUUUUGAAAUCACAAGUCCUCGUGUCGAUGAACUCCUCUCUCUCUCUAUCUGGCCCCUCUCCCUCCCUCUUCCAAAAUCCAAACACUCUUUCCCUCGCUCAAUUUAUAACUAUAUCAACUAAGCUCAUAUACCAGUGUAUAUUUUGAGAACAAAUUCAGCUCAGUUUCCAAAAGUAGCUACCCACAAAGUUUUCAGUUUCUCUGUCCCUGCAACUUGUCUAAAAAUCUCACCUUUUUCAUGGCUAUUUGAAAGUUAGGGCUUUUUAAAUGAAACCCAUGUCUGUUCUUUUAGUUUAAGCCUCAGAAGAAGGAAUAUUGAACCUGGUAAUUUUGUGCACAUACGUUGCAAUUUUUGUGUUAGGGUUUGAGAUUUAUAGUGGAAUUGUACUGUAAAAAUCUCACCUUUUCAUCUUAUUUGAGAAUUAGGGUUCUUAAAACGAAACCCAUGUCUGUUUUCUUACUUUAAUAGACCCCAGAAGAAAGAAUAUUGAACCUGGUAAUUUUGUGUGCAUAUGUUGCAGUUUGGGUAUUAGGGUUUGAGAUUUUGUAGUAGAGUUUGUACUGUAAAAAUCUCAACUUUCCAUUGGUAGUUGAAAGUUAGGGUUCUUUAAACGAAACCCAUGUCUGUUUUUUAAUUUAAACCCCAGAAAACAGAAAUAUUGAACAUAUGUUGCAAUUUCUGUUUUAGGGUUUGAGAUUUGUAGUAGAAGUUUCUUUUUGGGAUUUAGGGAUGGAUGGGAGGAGAAUAACUGCGAGUCCUCGGCCAUGUUGUGGGAGGAGAGUGGUGGCGAAGAAGCGCCCACGAGGCGGAAUGGAUGGUUUUGUGAACAGUGUUAAGAAGCUUCAAAGGAGAGAGAUUGGUUCCAAGCGUGACCGUUCUUUCAGUAUGAGCGAUGCUCAAGAGCGUUUUCGGAAUAUACAGUUGCAGGAGGAAUAUGAUACCCAUGAUCCAAAAGGUCAUUGUGCCAUGGUACUUCCAUUUCUUAAGAAAAGGUCAAAGAUAAUUGAGAUAGUUGCUGCCCGCGAUAUUGUUUUUGCCCUUGCACAAUCUGGUGUCUGUGCAGCAUUUAGCCGAGAAUCAAACCGGAGGAUAUGCUUUCUGAAUGUCAGUCCAGACGAAGUCAUACGAAGCUUGUUUUACAACAAAAACAAUGAUUCUUUAAUCACUGUUUCGGUCUAUGCUUCAGAUAAUUUCAGUUCCUUGAAAUGCAGAACAACAAGGAUUGAAUACAUAAGGAGGGGUAAACCAGAUGCUGGAUUUGCUCUAUUUGAGUCUGAAUCAUUAAAAUGGCCUGGUUUUGUGGAGUUUGAUGACGUGAAUGGAAAAGUACUUACUUACUCUGCCCAGGAUAGCAUAUACAAGGUGUUUGACCUGAAGAAUUAUACGAUGUUAUACUCAAUCUCAGACAAAAACGUUCAAGAGAUAAAAAUCAGUCCAGGAAUCAUGCUGCUAAUAUUUACCAAAGCUAGUGGCCAUGUUCCUUUAAAGAUUCUCUCUAUUGAGGAUGGUACUGUUCUGAAAUCUUUCAACCAUCUGCUUCACCGAAACAAGAAGGUGGAUUUUAUUGAACAGUUCAAUGAAAAGCUUCUUGUGAAACAAGAGAAUGAAAAUCUUCAGAUUCUUGAUGUCCGCAAUUCUGAGUUGACAGAAGUAAGCAGAGCCGAAUUCAUGACCCCAUCAGCAUUCAUAUUUCUGUACGAGAAUCAGUUAUUCUUGACGUUCAGAAAUAGAACAGUAGCUGUUUGGAACUUCCGUGGAGAGCUUGUGACUUCAUUUGAGGAUCACCUAUUAUGGCACCCUGACUGCAAUACAAACAACAUUUAUAUUACUAGUGAUCAGGACCUUAUUAUUUCAUAUUGCAAAGCUGAUUCUGAUGAUCCCUUAUCAGAAGCAACUGCGGGAUCAAUCAAUAUCAGCAACAUUUUGACAGGCAAAUGCCUUGCUAAAAUAAAAGCAACUGACAGCCGUGCCUCAGAUGAUUGUAGCUGCAGUAGCAGUUGCAAUGAGCAUGGUGGCAGAAGUUGCAAUGCUAAGAAGCGUAUCCAAGCUUCCAGAAUUAGGAGCACGGUUGCAGAAGCCCUGGAAGAUAUCACUGCCCUUUUCUAUGACGAAGAGCACAAUGAGAUCUAUACCGGAAACAGUCUUGGGCUUAUCCACGUAUGGUCUAACUGAAGGUUGACUGAUUUCCCUAUUCUCCGAAUAUGUCAAAAAGGUAACACAAACAUGCCAUGAGAAGACUUCACCAUUAGAAUGUCAUCUUCUCGUCUCUCUCUAUCCAUUUUCUUUUUUUAAUUUUUAGUGUGUUGUCUUGUUACCCCACGAAAGGGGAGAUGGUUUGAUUUGUGUCAUCUAUUUACUUCACAGUGCAUGUCUGUUAAUAAUUUGGUUUCCCGAGUGAUAACCCUUUUUUAACUAGAGUGAGUUGAUAAUUUCUAGUGUUGUAGUGCGUCUUUAACUUUGGACUGUCUAUUGGGUUGUACACAGAGCGAGCUAACAAGCUUUUACUCGAUGGCUGAGAGGAUAUUAUACUGUUGACCUGA
Lycium barbarum (goji berry) is the source of this 2578-nucleotide messenger RNA. RefSeq lists its product as uncharacterized. The transcript is spliced from 8 exons. The coding region runs from base 768 to 2210 and encodes 480 amino acids. Gene Ontology annotation, molecular function: protein binding. The record is from RefSeq and is a predicted model, not a curated record. Lineage: Eukaryota; Viridiplantae; Streptophyta; Magnoliopsida; Solanales; Solanaceae.